Messenger RNA from Gossypium raimondii (Peruvian cotton), 1372 nucleotides. Its product is annotated as peroxidase 20. Lineage: Eukaryota; Viridiplantae; Streptophyta; Magnoliopsida; Malvales; Malvaceae. The coding region runs from base 270 to 1271 and encodes 333 amino acids. The record is from RefSeq and is a predicted model, not a curated record. Gene Ontology annotation, biological process: response to oxidative stress; hydrogen peroxide catabolic process. The transcript has 4 exons. Gene Ontology annotation, molecular function: peroxidase activity; heme binding.
AGCAGUGGCAAGAUUAGUAGUGACAAAUGACAAUAAAGACAAAGAACAGUUAGAUUAGGUGUUGGUUGUAUCUACUUUGAUUAAACAGCUCGAAGGAUUUUUUUUAAAGAUAAGUUGGCUUGAAAAACACAGAAGAGGCAUUAAUGAUACAAGAAAAACGUAGCUGUCAAAAUGUGUGCCCAUAUAUAUAUUGAUAUAGCCAUGCAAUAUCUAUCAACUUGAGCCACCUUAAUUCUACAAGCGAUUUUUUAAUUUUCCAAUUUGCUUGAAUGGAGAUUAUUAGAGCAUCCUUCACAUUAGUGGUUUUUGUUUUAAAUAUGGUUAGAAUUACAUUAAGUGUUGAAAAUGAAGUUCUGUAUCUUGAUUACUACAAAGAAACAUGUCCCUUGGCAGAAGAGAUUGUUAGCAGAAAUGUUGAGAUUGCAGUGCUCAAAGAUCCUCGAAUGGCAGCCUCGCUCCUUCGCUUGCAUUUUCAUGAUUGCUUUGUUAUGGGAUGUGAUGCAUCAAUUCUUUUGGACAACCAUGGAGACAUCAUUAGUGAAAAGCAAGCAGGGCCUAACCUCAAUUCUGUACGUGGAUUCAAAGUCAUUGAUGAGAUAAAGUACAUUUUGGAAGAGGCUUGUCCCCUAACUGUCUCCUGUGCUGAUAUUCUAGCCAUGGUUGCUCGCGAUGCUGUCGCUUUGAGAGGAGGCCCAAGAUGGAAGGUUUGGUUAGGGAGGAGAGACUCCAUGAAAGCAAGCCUUGAUGGUGCAAACCAGUUCAUCCCUGCCCCAAAUUCCUCUCUGGAGACUCUUAUUUCCAACUUCAACGAACAAGGUCUCGAUAUAGAAGAUUUGGUUGCUUUGUCAGGUGGCCAUACACUUGGGAAGGCAAGAUGUGUGAGUUUCAGACAAAGGGUUUAUGACAUAAACAUGGAAGAAAAGCGUGACAAGUACAAAAGAUACCGGACAUUUCGAAGAAUCCUACGGUCCAUAUGCCCGGAUUCAGGAAGGGAUGAUGCGAUUGCACCGCUCGAUUUUUCAACUCCUGCAAAGUUUGACAAUCAUUAUUACAUUAACAUACUUGAAGGGAAUGGAUUAUUAGGAUCUGAUAAUGUGUUGGUCACAGAAGACCAUGAAGGAGAGAUAAUAAAGCUGGUUUGGGUUUUCGCAGCUAAUGAAGAGCUUUUCUUCAGUUCAUUUGCGAAAUCAAUUGUUAAGAUGGGCAAUAUUAAUGUACUCACUGGACUUGAAGGAGAAAUUAGAAAGAAUUGUAGGUUUGUUAACCCUUAGGCCUUAGCAAGAAAAUGACCAAGUAGCUCCUUCAAAGAAACAGUUUGAUGUAAAAGUAUUUGUAUCAAGUAGUGUUAUGAUUAACCAGUAGUUUUGGACCA